Molecule: messenger RNA, 888 nt
Organism: Pseudophryne corroboree (corroboree frog)
Lineage: Eukaryota; Metazoa; Chordata; Amphibia; Anura; Myobatrachidae
Product: potassium-transporting ATPase alpha chain 2-like
Exons: 7
Coding region: 1-888 (295 amino acids)
Biological process (GO): potassium ion import across plasma membrane; proton transmembrane transport; intracellular sodium ion homeostasis
Cellular component (GO): plasma membrane
Molecular function (GO): P-type sodium:potassium-exchanging transporter activity
Source: RefSeq, a predicted model, not a curated record
AUGGGUACUAAGGGACGGACUGAUGUUUACACUGUGGAGGAGAAUGGAAAGAAGAUGGCGGACUAUCCGGAGAAAGGACAAGAAGACGCCAAAUGCAAGGACCUGAAAAAGAAGAAGAAGCAGAAAGGAAAGAAAGUUGAUGACCUUAAACAAGAACUUGACCUGGAUGAUCAUAAACUUGAUAUUCAGGAUCUGGAAUCAAAAUAUGAAACAAGUCUUCUGAAAGGUCUCACCCGUGCAAAAGCUGCAGAGAUUCUGGUUCGUGAUGGUCCCAACGAGCUGACACCUCCUAAGGGCACUCCUGAAAUCGUCAAGUUCCUCAAGCAGAUGAUCGGUGGCUUCUCUCUACUGCUAUGGGCUGGUGCAAUCCUCUGCUGGAUCGCAUAUGGCGUCCAGUAUUCCCAGGACAACAACAUCCCCCGGGACAAUCUGUACCUGGGAGUUGUGCUGGCCAUCGUCGUCUUCCUCACCGGCUGCUUCGCCUACUACCAAGAAGCCAAGAGUACCAACAUUAUGGCGAGUUUCAAUAAGAUGAUCCCACAGCAAGCUGUUGUCACCCGAGACGGAGAUAAGCUGGAGGUCCCAGCCACAGAGCUCGUGGUAGGAGAUUUGGUGGAUAUCAAAGGGGGAGACCGGAUUCCAGCAGAUCUCAGGCUCACCUUCGCCCAAGGCUGUAAGGUGGAUAAUUCAUCUCUUACGGGCGAGUCGGAGGCUCAGAGCCGCUCCAAUGAAUAUACACAUGAAAACCCUCUUGAGACUAAGAACAUCGGCUUCUACUCCACCACCUGCAUGGAAGGUAAUGAGCCUCCGGGGGCUGUGUGCGUGACAGGGCAGGCACCUGACACCCCGCAUUACACCGAGGGCGACUUAUCCGUUAUAGGGCACUAA